Molecule: messenger RNA, 1459 nt
Organism: Actinia tenebrosa (Australian red waratah sea anemone)
Lineage: Eukaryota; Metazoa; Cnidaria; Anthozoa; Actiniaria; Actiniidae
Source: RefSeq, a predicted model, not a curated record
GCCAGCGAAGUGUAGACUCAUUUCUGGCUUGUCGGACAAGCUGAACAGUUCUACAGCUCGACAGGCUUAAGGGACAGUGCAGUCAUGAAGAUUGACUUGAAGCUGGUUUUUCUUGUCUUGGUAGUUCUGUGUCUAGUGGGAGAGAUCAAUGGGUGGGGAUCCGGAAGAUCAAGAUCUCGAUCAGGCAGUCGCAGUCGAUCUGUAAGCAGAUCAAGCUAUCGCCGAUCAGGGUCACGCGUAAGGAGGUCUGGAUACCGACGAUCAACGUCGAGAGUUCGACGCAGCUAUCGCCGGGUUCGCAGGGCGAGACGUUACCGAAGGGUUCGCAGGGUGAGACGUUACCGAAGGGUUCGCAGGGUGAGACGUUACCGAAGGGUUCGCAGGGUGAGACGUUACCGAAGGGUUCGCAGGUGGAGACGUUACCGAAGGGUUCGCAAAGUGAGACGUUACCGAAGAAUCCGCAGAAUCCGUAAAAUCCAAAGAAAGAGGAAAGGAUGGUUGAGUAGGACAGGAAGGAAAAUAAAAGGAUGGUUCAGCAAAUCCGGAAGAAAAGUAAAAGGAUGGUUCAGCAAAUCCGGAAGAAAAAUCAAGGCAACACCUCCCCACAGCAUCAAGACAAAAUCUGGGCUCACGAGACUUUACAACUCGAAAGUCGUCAAAGUUGAGCGAGUCAAGCGACCUUUGAAUGGAUUCUUAGGGAAGCUUGGGGUCCCACAUUCUGGUGUUGUCGUGACUACCGCUUCAGGUAAGAGAUAUCUUGUUCACAAGGGACCCGGAUACGGUAAAUCGAGCCAGACAGUUGUCACGGAUGCCAAAAACAUGAGCAAGAAGUGGAAGGUUGAAAAGUCCAAGAAAGUGACAGGCGCAAGGGUAGGAGAUUACGUCAAGACUGGCGGGAAAACGUACCGGGUUUUCACGGACAACUGUAAUCAGGCCUCUCAACGAAUGUACAACAAGAUUAAAGGAUAAGAAAAGUUAAGAUCGACUGACCACUUUUGAUACAUCGGUUGAUUGGUCAAGCACGAAGAAUUUAAUCGAGGCUAGAGGGUUGAAGAUUGAAAUAACAUAAGCGGGAAACAAACUCGCGGCCCUCGUUCCAUGAUCGAACUGGAAUUAUAAAUUUAUUUUUUUCGAGGGAGAAAAAUGUUCUAAGCACAGGAGAGAACCAACUAGCAACUCUACUCACAUAUAAUGGUGAGUCUAGGGAAUCGAACCCAGAGAUGAGAGGUGGCACAAUAUAGCAGCGCACAUCCACAUGUGCUUUUCGAGAUUCAAUGUACCCACAGCCUUGACUGGACGUUCUGUGUUUGAAUAUUGAGUCGAUGAAUCAAAAGGGGUCAGUCUAUGAUAAACAUGACACUGUUGGAUUAGAGACAAGACAAGUGAACUUGUACUUUUUAGGCAGUGGCCCAACCUAUGGGCAAUAGAAACUAGAGAAUAAAGAGCAUUGAAAAAACGA